Phalaenopsis equestris is the source of this 1601-nucleotide messenger RNA. Its product is annotated as probable pectate lyase 18. Gene Ontology annotation, molecular function: pectate lyase activity. NCBI's taxonomy places the organism in Eukaryota, Viridiplantae, Streptophyta, Magnoliopsida, Asparagales, Orchidaceae. The record is from RefSeq and is a predicted model, not a curated record. The transcript is spliced from 4 exons. The coding region runs from base 94 to 1311 and encodes 405 amino acids.
UUAAACCCACAAUUCUUCCCUUACUUACCCAAACUCCCCUUCCCCUCUGCUCUUUAAGCUGCACAGAGGGAGCAAAAUACAAACUUUUAGUGAAUGGCAGCCAAAUUAUUCUUUUUUCUCCUGCCCUCCUUCUUCCUUCCUUCAGCCAUUGCAACUUUUCGCGCCCCUACAUUGUCGGCUGCAGUCCCCGACCCCGAGCUGGUAGUUAAGGAAGUUCACAGGAGCAUCAACGCCUCCCGCCGGCAGCUCGGCUAUCUCUCAUGCGGAACCGGCAAUCCCAUCGAUGAUUGUUGGCGCUGCGAUCCCAAUUGGGAAACCAACCGCCAGCGGCUCCCCCACUUUGGUCGCAACGCGCUCGGCGGCAAAGGUGGCGCCACUUACAUUGUAACCGAUAGCGGUGACGACGAUCCCGUUAACCCCAAACCAGGCACCCUCCGCUACGGUGUCAUCCAAACCAAACCCCUCUGGAUCGUUUUCCAGCGCGAUAUGGUCAUCCAACUCAAAGAAGAACUCAUGAUGAACUCCUACAAAACCCUCGACGGCCGCGGCGUCAGCGUCCACAUAGCCGGUGGGCCUUGCAUCACCGUGCAAUAUGUAAGCCAUAUCAUCAUCCAUGGCCUAUACAUACAUGAUUGUAAGCAGGGGGGAAAUGCAUAUGUGCGUGACUCGCCGGAGCAUUAUGGAUGGAGAACGCUGUCGGAUGGAGACGGUGUUUCGAUAUUUGGUGGAAGUCAUGUUUGGGUUGAUCAUUGUACGCUGUCGAAUUGCCGGGAUGGGCUUGUUGAUGUCAUUCAGGGGUCGACGGCUAUCACCAUUUCGAACAAUUAUAUGACUCAUCAUGAUAAGGUGAUGCUGCUCGGACAUAGUGAUGAGAUGGUGCAGGAUAAGAACAUGCAGGUUACCAUUGCUUUUAACCACUUUGGAGAAGGGUUGGUUCAGAGGAUGCCGAGGUGCAGGCUUGGAUAUUUUCAUGUGGUGAAUAACGACUAUACGCACUGGGAAAUGUACGCAAUUGGAGGAAGCGCGGCGCCGACGAUAAACAGCCAGGGAAAUAGGUUCCUUGCGCCGGACGACCGUUUCAGCAAAGAGGUGACUAAGCGAGAAGACUCGCCAAUGAGCGAAUGGAAGAACUGGAACUGGAGAUCAGAGGGAGAUUUGAUGUUGAAUGGAGCCUUCUUCACCCUGUCGGGCGCCGGAGCAUCUUCCAGCUAUGCCAAGGCAUCAAGUUUGGGAGCUAGAUCUUCUUCUCUGGUUGGAGCCAUAACCAUUUCGGCCGGUGCUCUAGUCUGCAAGAAGGGACGCAGCUGCUGAUUAUUCAUUAGUUUAAGUCCUAAGUACAUGUCUCUGUUAAUUUAAGAAAAAAAGAAAUUUAGUAUCAGCUGUUAGCCAGAGCUAGCCUUUAAUAUAUGUGUGCAUGACAUCGCUUAUUAGGUGAUGUAUAAGUGCUAGUUAGCAAUUAGAAUUAGAAAUCUCCUUUUUUUUUUCUUUUUUUUUUCUUUUUACAUAUUUGUGUGGAUUUAGUGCCUCUUGUUGUACCGACCUCAAGCUGCUCUCAUCAUAGAGGCAGGCAGUAAGGAUGUGUUGAAGGAUUAUUUCCUAAA